Messenger RNA from Miscanthus lutarioriparius, 1704 nucleotides. The record is from the annotation of a GenBank genome assembly. NCBI's taxonomy places the organism in Eukaryota, Viridiplantae, Streptophyta, Magnoliopsida, Poales, Poaceae.
AUGGAGGAUGCGGAGGCGGAGCUCGACGGGGCCGAUCGCGACGUGCCAACUGGCAGCCGCCUCCAGAGCACCGCGGUGAAGGAGAAGCCACGUAAGCGUAAGAGAGCUGCCAAGGAGAAGGCGGAGGAGAGGGCGGAGGCGCAGGAGCCAGAGGCUGCCGACGACGACGUGUGCGCGGAGGAGCCGGACUCGGAGGAGAUGGUGGAGGAGGAGUUGGAGGAAGCCGCGGUCGCGUUGGAAGCGGAGGAGGAGGAGGAGGCCAAGGCCGGAGGAAAAUGGUCGGCGGAGAAGGUCGGGGCGAGGAAGCGGGUGGCGCUGCCGAGCACGGAGAGAAGGGCGGACGCCUCGGAGGACCACUUCGUGGGGGAACUGGUGCCAGACCAUGAGGCGAGGCAAAGAUGGCCGGAAAGGUACAAGACCAAGGGCCCUGAUGUAGUCGCUAAACGUUGUGCUGAGGAUGAAGAGCUAAAGGCCAGAUGCCAUUAUAGAAGGGCAAGAUUCUUUUCUAUUCAAACGCUAAAAUGGCUGAACAUGGCUCCCCAAGGUAAAGCUCAGUUCACUAAAGAUUGGGACUUCUAUUAUGACAUGUCUUAUUCAGUUGCAUAUUCAACAUUUGCAAAUCUGCCAGCAGGGAGUUGUUCUCUUGUAGAUAAUGAUGGUGUUUCAAGCAGUGAAGCAUCAAGCAUUUCUGAUGAUGCUGUUGAUUCUUCCAAGGAAACACUAGUUUCUGGCUUUCAUGCAUCAUCUGAUGUACACACAAAAACAACAUCAUUGAUGGAUCUUUAUUCUGGAUGUGUCGCCAUGUCGACUGGGCUUUGUUUGGGUGCCGAGCUGUCCAACUUUAAAUUAGAGACUGUGCGAAAUGAAAAGGCUGAGGAUUUUCUUGUCCUUCUUAAGGAGUGGGAUGCACUUUGUAAGAAAUAUAUUGUCCAGAAAGACACUAUAUUGGAAUCUGAAGUAGCCCGGUCCUUAACUGAUGAUGAAGAUGAACCUCUUUCGGAAGACACAUAUGAGGUAGAGAAGCUUCUUGAUAUCUGCCAUGGUGAUCCAAAUAGCAGUAGAAAAGUUGGCCUAUGGUUUAAGGUACUACCAAAGUUUCCGUUGCCUACCCAUGAUGUUGUUAAGAGAGGAGUAGUGCCAAAUGCAUUUGAGCAAAGUGUGGUAGCAUAUGGCCUUGCAGAUGCUAUAUCCGAUUUACCAGAGGUUGCAAACCAUCAACCCAAAGAUGUGAUGGACUUUAUCGUUGGCCCUAAAACAGAAUUCCAAUGCUACAUCCGGCUUAACCGUAAAGCCAUGAUGGACUACUCCUUCGAUGGAGAGGUUGAUUCUGGCGAAGGUAAACUGUUUGACCAUCAGCCUCUAAAACUAAACAAUGAUGAUUACGAGCGUGUGCAGCAGAUUCCUCUUAAAAAGAUUAUUUUGUAUCCCAGUCAAGCUCGAGUUUUGACCAUCCGUGAAAAUGCAAGGCUGCAAAGUUUUCCUGAUUAUUACAGGCUGUUUGGCCCAAUAAAGCAGAAAUAUAUGCAGGUUGGAAAUGCUGUUGCUGUUCCGGUUGCUCGAGCUCUGGGUUGUUCUCUCGGAAUGGCAUACAUGGGUAGAUUAGAUGGAGAUGGACCACUGUUCAAGCUGCCCAAGAGCUUUACGAGAACUCCUGUAGUGUUUUCAGGAGGUGAAGACGCAGAUAUGGAACAAGUGCUUGAUUGA